CCCACCCAGUGAUCCCCACUCAUUCCAAGUCCCCUGCCACCACCCCUCAAGCCCCUACCACCGCCAGCCUCUUCCUCCCCAGCCCUGAUUCCGACAACUCUGUCCCUGUGAGAAUCCACCUCUUCACGCAAGCCAUUUUCUAUCUUUGUACCGAAUAGAAAAAAGGAGAAAGGAGCGAACCGGAUAAGUUUUAUAUUGCCCCGAUUGUUGGCCCGCGGCGGGGUGGAAAAAGGGCAGGCCGAAAAAAGACUAUAUGAUGUGGAUCUGGUACAUCUUGCUUGGUUCGGGGACGGGCUCAAACUCGGUUGAGAGCCAGCUCCUUCCGGGGAACAACUUCACCACAGAGUGUAACAUCCCAGGGAACUUCAUGUGUGGGGACGGGAAGUGUGUCCCAGGCGGGUGGCAGUGUGAUGGACUGCCUGACUGCUUCGACAAGAGUGACGAGAAAGGCUGCCCCAAGAUAAAGUCCAAGUGUGCUCCGACAUUUUUCGCCUGUGCCAACGGGAUCCACUGUAUCAUCGGGCGCUUCCGUUGUAACGGCUUCAGUGACUGUCCUGACGGGAGCGACGAGGAGAACUGCACAGGUAACCCGCUGGUGUGCUUGGAGGCCCGCUUCAAGUGUCGUAACGGACGCUGUGUGGACCGCAGCUUCCUGUGUAACGGACAAGACAACUGUCAGGACAACAGUGAUGAGGAACACUGCCUCACCACCGCAGAGGCUCCAGGUCAGGACUUUGUAACCCUGGACUACCGGCUGCGCUACUACCCCAGCAUCACCUAUGCGGUCAUCGGCAGCGCUGUCAUCUUCGUCCUGGUGGUGGCGCUGUUGGCCCUGGUCCUGCACCACCAGAGGAAGCGCAGCGUGUUGCUGCCCCGUGGGGUCCGGGGGUCCUCCCACCACCACCACCAGCCCCUGCUGCUGUCCCGCCUGGUCAUCCUAGACCGGGGACAUGUCCACCCAGCAGGCUCUGGCCUCUCCCCCACCUCCCCGUCUGCUGCGGCCCAGUACACUGCAGGUCCCCCAGGGCUACAGCUGCUGUCUGGGGCCCUCUACCCCGCUGGCAUGCCCAUGGACUCACCGCCUUCCUACUCCCAGGCUGUACUGGAUGUCAGCCGGCCUCCGUGGUUCGACCUCCCACCGCCUCCCUACCUCCCAGAUGGGGUGGAACUGCCGUCAGAAGGUGACCUGCCCCAGUACGAAGCCCCCACAGUGCCCUCCACCCAGCCCAGCACACGCCCCUCUGAGCCCCCUACACCCAGAACUGUGGCCCCAGGCUUGUCCCGGCCUAGCCUCAGCUCCAGCGAGGAGUCGGACCAGUUGUAGUCCUCCUCUGGUUACUGCAUCUACAUAGGACUACAGUACCCAGCCUCAGGGCUGUGGAAGGCUGAAGAGAGAAGGGCUGUGCGUUAUGUGAAAGCCCACUGUCCUGCCUGCUGUGGGAAUGAGAGACAAGGCUCUAUUCUACCUAUAGCUACAACUGACUGACUGACUGACUGACUGACUGACUGACUGAGGCACUUGGAAUCAUUGCUAUUGUACGCUGGCGCCCUCUGCUGGAGAUUUAUCUACAUAUCCCUGACUGGGAUAAAUACUUAUUCAAUCAAUCAGUCAAUCAUCAGUCAAUUGCAUUUCAUCUGUGGCUAUAUAGCGCUUUUUACAAAUUAAUUUCUCACAGUCUGCUUAACAGAAACCAGAGCCUAAACUUCUAAAGACCAAGAAAAACUCCCACAGCCUCCCAACAUUAUUCAUCUACUAUUGGAAUGGUGAGGAACACUUGGUCAGUUGGGCUGAGAUCCUUUAGCUUGGUUGAGUUGACUAGAUAGAUGGUCAACCUGUGUAGUACAGUCAUGCAUUAACAAUGAAGUAGGAGUUGCAGUAACUAACAGUAUUUGUGGUACUCAUAAAGGGUCAAAUGACACAUGGUGUUACAGAUACAGUAGCAGAUGUACAGUGGCUUGCGAAAGUAUUCAGCCCCCUUGGCAUUUUUCCUAUUUUGUUGCCUUACAACCU
Messenger RNA from Coregonus clupeaformis (lake whitefish), 2011 nucleotides. RefSeq names its product low-density lipoprotein receptor class A domain-containing protein 3-like. The record is from RefSeq and is a predicted model, not a curated record. Gene Ontology annotation, cellular component: plasma membrane. Gene Ontology annotation, biological process: receptor-mediated endocytosis. Bases 254 to 1324 code for a protein of 356 amino acids. Lineage: Eukaryota; Metazoa; Chordata; Actinopteri; Salmoniformes; Salmonidae. Gene Ontology annotation, molecular function: protein binding. The transcript has 6 exons.